AUGAAUCGCCCUGCCCCUGUUGAGAUCACCUAUGAGUGUAUGAAGUUUCUGAUCACCCACAACCCCACCAACUCCCAGCUGGUGAAAUUUAUAGAGGUACAGUAUUAACUCCUAUAAUACAUAUCCCCAUAUGCUUUGUAUUCACCUAAAGCAUCGUGUUAUUUGAGUUUAUAGCGUUUUCUUAUGUCAAGACAGAUUGGAAUGAACUGAAAAACAGACACUGUCUUGAUUACUAACCUAAAACACUUAUUCUCUCUUAUAUGCAGGACCUCAAGGCUUUUGGGGUGCAGACACUGGUCAGAGUGUGUAAUGCCACUUACGACAAAACCCCUGUGGAGCAGGAAGGCAUCACUGUUGUGGUAAGACAACUUCUGUUCUCUUCUGCUGUGAUUUUAACCCAUCAGAGACCUUCAGAUUUGGUUGGAGCUGAUAACUUCAGGCAUUCUGGUUCCAAUUGUCCGUUGUAUCUACAUGACAUCUAGGUCUAUCUUUUUCCUUAUGAUGGAGGUUGCAUGAAAGCAUUAGGCCUAUCAAUUACACUACCUAAUCAAUUAAUCCAUGAAUGGAGCCUAAUACCAACCAUAUGUUUUCCUCAAACAGGAUUGGCCCUUUGACGAUGGUUCUUCCCCCCCUGAACAAGUCGUUGAUGACUGGCUCAACCUCCUCAAGUGUAAAUUCAGAGAAGAACCCGGUUGUUGCAUUGCAGUGCAUUGUGUGGCGGGGUUGGGUCGGUGAGUUGUCUGCCUACAUGUUCAAUCUAUUUGCCUAUUGUAUCUUCUCCUUCCUUGGAAUGUCUGCUUGCCACCAACACAUUGGGACUUAUAGCAAAAGCAGUGUGUACUGAAUGAGUUAUGAAUAAUGACCAUUUAAUUCUCAGAUUUGUUGUAUUUUAUAUUACACAUCAACUUUCCCAUCUCUACAGUACACUUGAUAUAAUUGAUAUAAUUUCUCUCCAGAGCCCCAGUCCUGGUAGCGUUGGCGUUGAUUGAGUGUGGGAUGGAGUAUGAAGAUGCUGUUCACUUUAUAAGACAGUAAGUUCUCUCCAUUGAUCAUAUUUUGACAUUUCAACCAUUUUCAUCUUCUUGCUACUGUGAUUAAAAAUGAAGAUGAUCUAAGUUAUGAUGAGCUGAUUCCUGAAUACGUCUUUCAAUGUGACAUUCAAAGUGCCAUCAAAAUGCCAAAUCAUCAAAAUCAAUAACGAUUGCCAUCAAAAUGCAAAAUCAUCUAAAUCAAAAACGAUUUCCAUCAAAAUGCCAUCCUUUUUUCUUCUCUCAGAAAGAGACGUGGAGCCAUCAACUCAAAACAACUAAUGUACCUCGAAAACUACAAACCCAAGAUGCGUCUCCGCUUCAAAGAUGCUAAUGGACAAAAUUGCUGCAUCCAGUAA
Coregonus sp. 'balchen' is the source of this 1387-nucleotide messenger RNA. The record is from the annotation of a GenBank genome assembly. NCBI's taxonomy places the organism in Eukaryota, Metazoa, Chordata, Actinopteri, Salmoniformes, Salmonidae.